This is a messenger RNA of Oncorhynchus mykiss (rainbow trout), 2180 nucleotides long. The record is from RefSeq and is a predicted model, not a curated record. Lineage: Eukaryota; Metazoa; Chordata; Actinopteri; Salmoniformes; Salmonidae.
AUAAGAAAUUGGUCGAGCAAUGUGUCGAACCCUUUCAACAACGGGGAGAUGUUACUGAUGUUCUUUGUAUCUUCGACGUAAAAACAAGUUUUGGACUUCCACACAAAAUGACUUCUUUAGUUAUUUUAUGUUUAAGGAAGUGUGUAGGUCACAUUCUGUAUCAUACAGCUAUGCAUGUUAUAUAUUUAGAACCACCUGUUCAAUUGGAAUCCAGCGACGUCUGUGUCUUCGGUGUCCUAGAACUGUCCAGGUUUUUGUGUUCUGACUUGUAAAACAGGAUGAAUAAAAUAAGUAAUGUAAACAUAUCAGUAAUUACCAGGAAGCUCUACAUUUGUUUUAAAAUCACACUAAGAUUUUUAAAACUGGCCUCGGGUUAUUGAGAGAUCUGAUUUAGGAUUUACCCUCGUAGCAAGGUUGUUUUAUCAUGUGGUUUCAUUCGGGUCUCUAUUUAAAAAUAACACUGUCUUUGGCAGGAGAAAGGCCAGACUCGGAGGAACCAGAGCCAGGGACGUCCAAACUAGCAAGACGACACCACUGCUCCCAGUGUGGAAAGAGUUUUCACCAGAAAGCACACCUGAAAGCUCAUGAGAGAAUACACACAGGAGAGAAGCCUUACCACUGCUCCCAAUGUGGAAAGUGUUUCAACCAGUCGGGGGAGCUGAAACAACAUGAGAGAAUACACACAGGAGAGAAGCCUUACCACUGCUCCCAAUGUGGAAAGUGUUUCAACCAGAGAGUAAACCUGAAACAACAUGAGAGAAUACACACAGGAGAGAAGCCUUACCACUGCUCCCAGUGUGGAAAGAGUUUCAACCGGAAAGCAAACCUGAAAGCUCAUGAGAGAAUACACACAGGAGAGAAGCCUUACCACUGCUCCCAAUGUGGAAAGUGUUUCAACCAGUCGGGGGAGCUGAAACUACAUGAGAGAAUACACACAGGAGAGAAGCCUUACCACUGCUCCCAUUGUGGAAAGUGUUUCGUCCAUUUGGAGGUGCUGAAACAGCAUGAGAGAAUACACACAGGGGAGAAGCCUUACCACUGCUACCAGUGUGGAAAGGGUUUCAACCAGAGAGGACACCUGAAACUACAUGAGAGAAUACACACAGGAGAGAAGCCUUACCACUGCUCCCAUUGUGGAAAGUGUUUCGUCCGUUCGGUGGAGCUGAAACAACACGAGAGAAUACACACAGGAGAGAAGCCUUACCACUGCUCCCAAUGUGGAAAGAGUUUCAGCCGGAAAGCAUUCCUGAACCAACACGAGAGAAUACACACGGGGGAGAAGCCUUACCACUGCUCCCAGUGUGGAAAGCGUUUCAACCAUUCAGGGAAGCUGAAACGGCAUGAGAGAAUACACACAGGAGAGAAGCCUUACCACUGCUCCCAAUGUGGAAAGUGUUUCAACCAGCCGGGGGACCUGAAACAACACGAGAGAAUACACACGGGAGAGAAGCCUUACCACUGCUCCCAGUGUGGAAAGCGUUUCAGCCAUUCAGGAAAGCUGAAACGGCAUGAGAGAAUACACACAGGAGAGAAGCCUUACCACUGCUCCCAAUGUGGAAAGUUUUUCAGCCAGAUAGGAUACCUGAAACAACAUGAGAGAAUACACACGGGGGAAAAGCCUUACCACUGCUCCCAGUGUGGAAAGUGUUUCAACAAUUCAGGGACGCUGAAACGACAUGAGAGAAUACACACAGGGCAGAAGCCUUACCUCUCCUCCCAGGGUGCAAAGCUUUUGCCCAUUUAGGAAGCCUGAAAGAACACAUUAGACUGCACACAGAGGAGAAGGCUUAGAAAAGCUCAGACUGUGGGAAAACAUAGUACUCAUAACAGUCAUUUAAACGUCAUUAGAGAAUCCACACAGGAGAGAGAAAUUACUUCUCUUAGCGUGUAUAUUGAUAUUUCACAUCACAUUGGCUUAAAAUUCAUCAGAGAACAUACACAGUGCUCCCAUUGUCUUAUAUUGUUGACCGACAAUGUGUUUACCUGUCUUUACCAUAUGAAAUUAAAUGGUACAGGGUAUACUCAAACAUAUAUUUGACCUACAAAACUAAGGACAUGAUUGUGGACUUCAGGAAACAGCAGGGGGAACACCCCCCUAUCCACAUCGAUGGAACAGUAUUGGAGAGGGUAGUAAGUUUUAUGUUCCUCGGCAUACACAUCACAGACAAACUGAAUUGGUC